GUCGAUCAUUUUUCGUUUGCAAAGCAGGACAUGUACAAUAUGACGUAUUUGCUCUACAGAAAUCACUCGGACAAUGCAACCUCAAUUUUCUUUUACACUGGUAACGAGGGCCGUAUCGAGCAUUUUGCGGAGAAUAUAAUCUUCGCGGAGCACCGAUAUUAUGGGUCGUCUCUACCUUUUGGAAAUGAGUCCUUCUCUGAUCGAAAACAUUUUGGUUACUUGACCGCAGAACAGGCUCUAGCGGAUUACGCCGAGUUUUUGACUGAAUUCAAGUGUGCCAACCCAAAGCUCGCCGACCUGCCCGUUAUAUCUUUUGGCGGUUCCUAUGGUGGGAUGCUGACCGCGUGGUUCCGACAAAAAUACCCCAACAUCGUUGCAGGGUAA
Messenger RNA from Dibothriocephalus latus, 384 nucleotides. The record is from the annotation of a GenBank genome assembly. Lineage: Eukaryota; Metazoa; Platyhelminthes; Cestoda; Diphyllobothriidea; Diphyllobothriidae.